AUGAGUGAUCUCGGCCCCCUGAGUUAUUAUCUCGCGAUCGAGGUCGAGCAGAAGGGCGGCGCCAUCACACUUUGCCAGAGUAGAUAUGCCCGUAAGAUUCUUGAGCAGACGGGGAUGGCAGGCUGCAAACCGUGCUCGAUGCCGAUGGAAAAUCGCUUGCAGUUGUCAAAGAGUGACGGGAGUCCGGCGGUGGAUGCGACCUACUACAGGAGUGUGGUGGGAAGCUUGCGCUAUCUGGCAAACACACGAGCUGACAUCGCCUACGCGGUUGGGAUCGUCAACCACUACAUGGAGGCGCCGACGGCGCAACACAUGGCCGCGAUGAGACAUCUUCUCCGAUACAUCAGCGGCACCCUACAUGACGGCUGUGAGUACAAGUGA
Messenger RNA from Aegilops tauschii subsp. strangulata, 381 nucleotides. Lineage: Eukaryota; Viridiplantae; Streptophyta; Magnoliopsida; Poales; Poaceae. The record is from RefSeq and is a predicted model, not a curated record.